GCUUCGUUGACGUAGGUGGUGAAAAUUUUAAUUUUUACAAGUUCUGUAAAGAUGUAUCAGUGAGAAAUAUCGAAAAUAAUUGUGCAUAUUCCAUUUGAUGGUUAAAAGAAGAAAGAAUACGAAUCAAAAUGGCUUUAAAAAAAGUCAAAGGCAACUUCGAGAGGAUGUUUGAUAAAAACCUCACGGAUUUGGUUCGAGGUAUCCGAAAUAAUAAAGAUAAUGAGGCCAAGUACAUUGCCCAAUGUAUGGAAGAAAUAAAAAUUGAACUACGACAGGAUAACAUUGCUGUUAAAGCAAAUGCUGUUGCAAAAUUGACAUAUCUGCAGAUGCUGGGAUAUGAUAUAUCAUGGGCUAUAUUUAACAUAAUUGAAGUAAUGAGCUCAAACAAGUUCACAUGUAAACGUGUUGGAUACUUAGCAGCAAGUCAGUCCUUCCAUGCUGACUCUGAGCUGCUCAUGUUAACCACUAAUAUGAUUCGUAAAGAUUUGAAUGCUCAAAAUCAAUAUGAAGCUGGGUUAGCUCUUAGUGGAUUGAGUUGCUUCAUUUCCCAUGACUUAGCUAGAGAUUUAGCAAAUGACAUCAUGACAUUGAUGAGUUCCACAAAACCUUAUUUAAGAAUGAAGGCUGUGUUAAUGAUGUAUAAAGUUUUUCUAAGGUAUCCUGAAGCACUUAGACCUGCAUUUCCUAAAUUAAAAGAAAAGCUGGAAGAUCCGGAUCCAGGUGUACAAUCGGCAGCAGUGAAUGUUGUUUGUGAACUAGCGAGAAAAAACCCUAAAAAUUAUUUAUCUUUAGCUCCAAUUUUCUUCAAAUUGAUGACUACUUCCACUAACAAUUGGAUGCUGAUAAAAAUUAUCAAAUUGUUCGGUGCCUUAACCCCAUUAGAGCCUCGGCUUGGCAAGAAACUGAUAGAACCAUUAACUAAUUUAAUUCAUAGCACAUCUGCAAUGUCAUUACUUUACGAGUGCAUCAACACUGUAAUAGCGGUGUUGAUCAGUAUAAGCAGCGGGAUGCCGGGACACGCAGCCUCGGUACAGCUAUGCGUACAGAAACUAAGAAUAUUAAUUGAAGAUAGCGAUCAGAACCUAAAAUACUUGGGCUUGCUGGCAAUGUCAAGAAUACUCAAGUCACACCCGAAGUCCGUUCAAGCUCACAAAGACCUCGUAUCGGCGUGUCUUGACGACAAAGACGAGUCGAUUCGACUGAGGGCACUCGGCCUUCUCUACGGAAUGGUGUCCAAGAAAAAUUUAAUGGAAAUAGUAAAGAAGUUGAUGUCGCACAUGGAACGUGCCGAGGGGACGUUGUACCGGGACGAACUGCUGACCCGGAUGAUCGAGAUCUGUUCUCAAAACAACUACCAGCACGUUGUGGAUUUCGAGUGGUACAUCACGGUACUGGCAGAGCUUACCGAAAUGGAAACCAGUGCUAAACAUGGGUGUAUAAUAGCGGCGCAGCUGACGGAGGUGGGCGCGCGCGUGGCGGACGUGCGGCCGUUCGCGGCGCGGGAGUGCGGCGCGCUGUGUGCGCGGGUGGCCGCCGCGCCGCCCGGCCCCGCCUCCCGCGAGGUGCUCUACGCCGCCGCAUACGUGCUGUCCGAGUACUGCCAGGAAGAGGAAGUGAUGCUGAGCGCCGUGUCCCCGCUGCUGGCGUGCGCGGGCGUGGGCGGCGGCUACAUGCGGGCGCGCGCCGUGUGCGUGCACGCCGCGCUCAAGCUGUGCGCACGGUUGCUGCGGGCACGGCGCGACCGAAACAUGCGCGAUCAGGACAUCGAGCUCAUACGUGAAUGUCUGGCGGGUUUGCGACCGCUCCUCUGCAGCGAGGAUAUGGAAGUACAAGAACGCGCCCAUAACGCCACCGCGCUGCUGACGCUGGUCCUCCGCGAGCUCAGCCCAGGGGACGCGGAACUGCCCGCAGAGGAGCCGCCCUCAGCGACGGGACUGCUCGUUGAACACGAACAGAGUAACGGCUUAGAGAACGCGGACGACGAGGAAACGCUUAAUCAGAAUGCCAAGGAGGAUUUGAUCGAAGAAUUAGCUCAAUUGUUUGAUGGGGAACUAAAGCCGGUUGCGCCUAAAGCCCAGAAGAAAGUGCCCAUGCCGCCAGACUUGAACCUGGAACAGUGGUUGUCGCGCGACCGCUGGUCGUCGGAGAGCUCGAGCUCGGAGGGGGAGGGCGAGGGCGAAGAGGGGGGCCCUAUGUUCCCGGCUCCGCACGACGCGCGACCCACGGCGCAGUUCACUCCCGAAGAACUUGACAUGUUACGUGAAGCGCGGCGUCAAGAACAAGCCAACAACCCGCACUACCUCAAAGACGACUCGCCGCGCUCCUACCAACAAGACGACAUUCCAAUAGCAGAGAUCGCACUCGAAGUCCCGCUGCAAAUACACACUAAACGAUCAGAUAAGUACUUAAUGUCUCGAGAGAGCUCGAGUAAAAAGAAGAAGGAGAAGCGGACGACAAAAAAGCGAAAGGCAAAGAAGCAAGACAAACAUUCCACUGACUCGGAGAGCGAAGAGUGGGAGCGACGGCCGGCGGUGUGCGCGGGCGGGGAGCUGCCCGAGGGCGCGGCGCCGUCCGACGACGAGCCGCCGCCGCCGCACGACGACCCGCACCACGCACUCGACCUCGACCUCGACAGGCCAUUACGCGAAGACGAGCUUCUUACGUCACGUCUUCAACAAUAUCCGUCCCCCGGCGUCGGUUUGCUAGACAAAAAGAAAGAUAAACCGGCAAAGAAAUCCAAAAACGUAGAAAACGACACGCCCGAUAAACCUGUUAAGAAAAAGAAGGACAAGAAAUCAAAGCAACGCAAGCCAAGCGCGACAGAAUCGAUAAAAAAUGAGAAAACUGAAGAUAUUUUACUCAUCGAUGGAGUUUUUAAAAGCAACGGCGAGCAACUGAAAGAAGAUGUCGUUGAAAAUACUGAAUUAACUGUCGACGAGGGAAAGACAUUAAAGACUGAGAAACACAAGAAAAAGAAAGAGUCGAAAAACAAAGAUCAAACCAGUUCAUCGAAGAAACGAAAGUCUACGAAAAAAGAUAAGCAUGAAUCUAAAACGGGCUACGAAGAAGCUUUAGGUAUCUCGACACCUAGCAAAGAAGUCGUAUAGUCUGUAGAACACUUUCUGAGUCUCAACUUCCACUCAUGCUGUCUCAGUGCAAUUGUCAAAUUUAACAAUUAGUAAAAUAUUAUAUAUAUAUACGUUAUUUCUAACAUGUAUGUGUUAAGUUAGAGAUUAUUUUUAUUCGUUUUAUUUCUUAAAAAACAGGUCCAUGUAAUAAGCAUAAUAUAGUUAUAAAUAAAACAAAUAUGCAAUCAUAAAAGUGUAUAAUUUA
Bombyx mandarina (wild silkworm) is the source of this 3333-nucleotide messenger RNA. RefSeq names its product adaptor-related protein complex 3, delta 1 subunit-like garnet (gene garnet). Gene Ontology annotation, biological process: synaptic vesicle membrane organization; protein targeting to vacuole; anterograde synaptic vesicle transport. Gene Ontology annotation, cellular component: endosome membrane; AP-3 adaptor complex; membrane coat. The record is from RefSeq and is a predicted model, not a curated record. NCBI's taxonomy places the organism in Eukaryota, Metazoa, Arthropoda, Insecta, Lepidoptera, Bombycidae.